Erpetoichthys calabaricus (reedfish) is the source of this 1083-nucleotide messenger RNA. RefSeq names its product trace amine-associated receptor 1-like. Bases 27 to 1064 code for a protein of 345 amino acids. Gene Ontology annotation, biological process: adenylate cyclase-activating adrenergic receptor signaling pathway. Lineage: Eukaryota; Metazoa; Chordata; Cladistia; Polypteriformes; Polypteridae. The record is from RefSeq and is a predicted model, not a curated record. Gene Ontology annotation, molecular function: trace-amine receptor activity. The transcript has a single exon. Gene Ontology annotation, cellular component: membrane.
ACGAACAUUUUAGUCAAAGCUACAGUAUGAGUGACAGCAUCGAUGGAAUGCUACACAACAGUUUUUUUUGCUAUCCAUCUAUAAACAACUCAUGUCAUAAACAAGCCCAUCCAUUUUAUGCCCGUUUAUUCAUAUACACCGUCCUCAGUAUGGCCAUUAUUGUCACAGUUUGUGGAAAUUUUCUAGUUAUCAUUGCUAUUUCACAUUUUAAGGAACUCCACACACCCACCAAUUAUCUCAUCCUCUCCUUAGCAGUUGUUGAUUUACUCCUAGGAGGUGUAGUAAUGCCUCCAGUUAUGGUUUCUGCAGCAGAAAACUGUUGGUAUUUUGGGGAACUGUUCUGUAAAAUACGGCACAGCUCGGCCAUCAUGCUCUGCACAGCUUCUAUUAUACACCUAUCGAUCAUUUCCAUUGAUCGCUACUAUGCUGUGUGUCAUCCUCUAACAUACAAAACUAAGAUUACUGUGUCCUUCACUGUUAACAUAAUUUGCAUUAGCUGGAUUCUGUCAACUGUGCUGGGAUUUGGAAUUGUUUUCCUAGAAUUGAAUCUAAAGGGCAUUGGAGAGCUUAAUGAUCAGAACAACUGUGUAGGAAGUUGCAUUCUUGUCCAAAACGAAGGCUCAGGAUUGCUUUCAUCCAUACUUUCAUUUUACAUUCCUGGAAUUAUCAUGAUAUGCAUUUAUGUGAAAAUAUUUUCUGUAGCAAAGAGACAGGCUAGAUCUAUUAGAGAUAUGGCUGCUAGAAGUCAAACAUAUGAAGAAAAGAGAAAUGCAACAACCAGAAAAAGAGAAACAAAGGCUGCUAAGACACUAGCAAUCGUGUUGGGAGUUUUUAUUUUCUGUUGGUCUCCUUUUUUUCUGUGCAACAUCAUCGACCCUAUAAUACAGCACAAAACACCCACGUUCUUAAUAGAAAUGAUUACAUGGUUUGGAUGUCUUAAUUCAACUUUUAACCCACUUGUUUAUGGGUUUUUUUAUAGCUGGUUUAGAAAAGCUUUUAAAAUGAUUGUGUCUGGAAAUGUCUUUCAAAGUGAUUCUUCUAGGUUAAAACUUUUUUCUGACUAAAAAAUAAGUCUGCAUUUGU